GCGCACAGGUGAUGAAAGACCCUGUCAGCGGUGUAUCAAGCGUGGGUUGCAAGAUGCAUGUCAGGAUGGGGUCCGGAAAAAGGCGAAGUACCUCCAUGAUGCGCCCGACGGAGCCUUGAUGCCGGGUAUCGGUGGAAACUUCUACAACAAUCCCCUGCGCAAUAAUAGUUUGCCGUUGUCAAGAAACGGCGCCAACGCCGUCAACGCGGCCGCGCCGCCGAACUCUGGAGCCAACUUCUAUCCAACUCCCCAAUCUACGUCCUACAAUGUCUACCAAGAGAACCCAAUGAACCAGGCCUCGUUCCCAUCGCAGUCGCCCGUCUCACCGUCCUACAAUCUGAAGGCCACUCCUACCGUUCGAAACAGCAGCCUUCCGUCAGUCAAUCAACAGCCAACGACCACGAGUGCUUCGGGUCCGCCUACCCAGAAUCCCAACCCGUUCGCCGGUCCAUUCUUCGAUCCCAGUGACCCCGCCUUAUUCAACUUUGAUCUUUCUAGCAUGAACUUCGAAAACCGGUACGGUGCGCUGGAGUUUGGUAUGCUGGGACACAUGGCGACAGGUGCUGGGGACUCGCCUAGCGAUUCAGCCACGCAGCGCGGUUCUAUGGGUCGCAGUGGCUCUGCCCAGUUUGCGUCGACUCCAAUCACCGGAGGGCCGGGGUUCGGGGAAAGUCCCGGCAACCAGCAGCCGUUCAUGUUCGGUGACCCGCUAUUAAACGAAUGGCCGAACAGCCAGGCUCCGGGCAAGGCGCAUGUUAAUGUUCCCAGCGUCUACCCUCAGUCUAGUCAAGGGAACGUGAUACCCGGACACUUAUCCAAAGCUGAUGCGCCUCAUGCGUUUGCGAUCGAAAGCGGCCCGGGCCAUUUCAACAGCCCUGGCGCAACAACUAGUCCUCAAAUGACGAGCGGCUUCGAAGAGUCUCCGUUUAGCGCCGCUGUUGCUAGUAAGGCGAAUGGCCUGGUUCCAACCAAUCAACGACCCGCCAUCACGACACCCAGUCUGAAGCACCAGAAUCUGCAUGUGGGAGUGCGCCGGCGACAAAGGAAUCCAUCCUCGAUCUACGAGAGUGUAAAGGAGCCCUACGCAUAUACUAGUCGCUUCCACAAUCUCACUGCCUUCAUUCAACGGAGAUUCCCUCCUCAGAAGACCUUACAAAUCGCCAAGGCGCUGGCAUCAAUUCGACCCUCGUUCAUCGCGACAACAAAGACGUUAAACAGAGACGAUCUCAUUUUCAUGGAGAAGUGCUUUCAGCGGACCCUUUGGGAGUACGAGGACUUCAUCAACGCUUGCGGAACGCCUACGAUUGUCUGCCGUCGGACGGGUGAGAUUGCCGCGGUGGGCAAGGAAUUCAGUAUUCUGACCGGGUGGAAGAAGGAUGUGCUUCUGGGCAAGGAGCCAAAUUUAAAUGUGAAUACGGGGGGCACAUCGGUUCCAAGCUCAGGGGCCUCCUCCCGCAGUUUCACUCCGCGCGGGUCUGCGGGCGAGAAUCAAACCCCAGGGCGGCCGCACCCCGUCUUUCUUGCCGAAUUACUGGAUGAUGACAGCGUGGUGCAAUUUUACGAAGAUUUUGCCCGCUUGGCGUUCGGAGACUCCCGUGGCAGUGUGAUGCGGACAUGCAAAUUGUUAAAGUACAAGACGAAAGAGGAUAUGGAGUUGGCAUCAGAAGACAACCAACGAUGGAACAAUCACCUGCGUAAGGGUGGAAUCGCUAGCGAGGCUGGAAUGAAUCAGCUGGGGUUCAAGGAUGGCAAGGUUGACUGCGCCUACUGCUGGACAGUGAAGCGCGACGUAUUCGACAUUCCAAUGCUGAUUGUGAUGAACUUUCUUCCGUGCAUCUGAUUUGUGCAUGAUGAUUGAAUGGUUGUCAGAGUCAUGGCCCAUACUGCAUACUUCGAGAUGUUUAUUGCUUGUCUGCUAUUUCU
Molecule: messenger RNA, 1923 nt
Organism: Aspergillus fijiensis CBS 313.89
Lineage: Eukaryota; Fungi; Ascomycota; Eurotiomycetes; Eurotiales; Aspergillaceae
Exons: 2
Coding region: 119-1840 (573 amino acids)
Biological process (GO): cellular response to starvation
Cellular component (GO): nucleus
Molecular function (GO): RNA polymerase II transcription regulatory region sequence-specific DNA binding; DNA-binding transcription factor activity
Source: RefSeq, a predicted model, not a curated record